AUGGUUUCUGCAGACGAUCGCAAGCAGAACGACAUCAUCGUCCUCGUUACCAGCCGUUCCUAUGAUAUUCGAGCUGUCGACGAGAGCAACGUCAAAUUCCUUGCGGAUCCCCAGCGAAUAACGGUGGCACUAUCCCGAGCCAGCCAUGGCCUCCUCAUUAUUGCAGAUUUCCCAAUGCUACUGAAAUAUGGAACAUGGCAGGCAUAUUUACGUCAUGCAACCCAAGAAACCCCCAUUGUCAAUAGCAACUACACUACAGCUAUUUUUGACGAGAAUCUGAAAUGUUGGAAUGCAACGAUAAAAUAUUUUACGGAUGUUUUCACAAGUGCGAUGAACGGUUAUGUUUCUACACAGGUGAAUAUUGUAAAUUGGUACGCUCAGCAUGGAUUGCAACCAGUUCCCAAAAACAUUAUUAUUCAGGAUAGUUUGAGACGCAUGCAAACUUAUGAGCCACCAGAUAUCGUCGAUCAACAGGGGAUUAUCAAUGAUCAUUUGACAAGUACCCUUGUUGAAACGCUUAUUGAUGCAGCCGAGGAACUGGCCAUCGAGCGUCCGAAACCGAGCACACAGUACUGUCCUUAUGGCUGCGAGAAAAGUUGGAAUUUGUGGAUGUGGUUGACGAUUGCUUCAUUUGGUUUUUCAGGAGUUACUAUUGUUACUCUACUUUGCUUGUCUAGACGGAUGGAUAUACUAGACAGAGGAAGCGACGAAAUUGAAGCGAUUGAAGAUUCAAAAGAGCGUCAAUGUUGUUCACUUCUUGAUAUGUUUAGUAUGAGUACUUAA
This is a messenger RNA of Anisakis simplex (herring worm), 783 nucleotides long. The record is from the annotation of a GenBank genome assembly. Lineage: Eukaryota; Metazoa; Nematoda; Chromadorea; Rhabditida; Anisakidae.